GCGUGAGAGAGCGCGAGAGGAUCGCGGAGACUGCGCCGGUUGAGUUGUUAGGAAACGUGGCCUUAAGAGAGUGUCCAGCUCAGCUCAAUGAGAAGCGCACUCAGCUGACACUGUCAUCGCAACUGUAUUUGGGCCUCGCAGUGUUUAAAGGCGCGGGAACAUGGCUGAUGUGGAGCAGGACGCAGCGGUGCCGGGCGCAGCCGGUAACGGCUCAGACGCGGUGAACGGGAGCGCGGGCCGCUUCGUGUCCAGCCCCGAGGGCACAGCUCUGGCGUACGGCAGCCUGCUGCUCAUGGCCCUGCUGCCCAUCUUCUUCGGAGCACUGCGGUCCGUGUGCUGCUCCAAGAGCAAGAGUGCUUCAGAUAUGCCCGAGACCAUCACAAGCAGAGAUGCUGCUCGAUUCCCCAUCAUUGCCAGCUGCACUCUCUUUGGCCUGUAUCUCUUUUUCAAGAUUUUCUCGCAAGAGUACAUUAACUUGCUGCUAUCCAUGUAUUUCUUUGUGCUGGGAAUAUUAGCGCUGUCUCACACAAUGAGUCCGUUUAUGUGCCGAGUUUUCCCUGCUAACUGGCCAAAUAAGCAGUACCAGCUGCUGUUCACCCAGGGCUCAGGAGACGGCAAAGAGGAGAUCGUCAACUAUGAGUUUGACACCAAGGAUCUGAUAUGCCUGGCAAUCAGCAGUGUGGUAGGGGUCUGGUACGUCCUCAAAAAGCAUUGGAUAGCCAAUAACCUGUUUGGACUGGCUUUUGCCCUGAAUGGAGUUGAGCUGCUCCACCUCAAUAAUGUCAGCACUGGAUGCAUCCUGCUGGGAGGUCUGUUCGUUUAUGAUGUGUUUUGGGUUUUUGGCACCAAUGUUAUGGUGACAGUUGCCAAGUCCUUCGAAGCCCCAAUCAAGUUGGUUUUUCCACAAGAUUUGCUGGAGAAAGGUUUAGAUGCCAAUAACUUUGCCAUGUUGGGACUGGGGGACAUUGUCAUUCCGGGAAUCUUCAUUGCUCUGCUCCUGCGCUUUGAUGUCAGUUUAAAGAAGAACACCCGAACUUACUUCUACACCAGUUUCCUGGCUUACAUCUUUGGCCUGGGUCUUACCAUAUUUGUUAUGCACACCUUUAAACACGCUCAGCCUGCUCUGCUGUACCUGGUCCCUGCUUGUGUUGGAUUUCCUGUGGUGCUGGCCCUGUUUAAAGGAGAACUGACGGAGAUGUUCAGAUACGAAGAGUCUUCACCAGAGGAGGCGUCAUUGAAAGAGGAAGUAACAGAAUCUGAUAAAGACAAAUAAAAAUGUGGGUUGAGCCCUCAGUCAUGUCCUAGAGAUGUGGUCAUGUUCAGAGUCUGCUCAUGGCAGUCACGUUUUGUACUUUUGAGCUUUAUUUGAUUGAUGUACAACAGCUUGCUCAGUGCCUGUGUAUUGUCCUUGUUCCUUUCGUUCAAUUCAUUGCCUUCAACAUUUGAAAAUUUGAUCGGUUAUUUACUUUCAAACGUGUGGUUGUUUUUUGUUUUGUUUUUUUAUCCUUAUAAUUUGAACCGCGUAGAAGUUAGGCUUUCUGAAUGUAAUGUGUCAGAUUGCUAAACAGAUGUAUUAAAAAUCAGAUGUCACAAGUCCACUUCCUAUUCCCCAGUAGCUGGUUUCUGUUAUUGGUUUUAUUCUAGGAUCUCAUAAGAGAUUCAGUUUGUGAAACAGAAGUAAUUAUCCAUAUGUUAUUACAUGAAAGGAAACAAUUAUUCUUUCUGCAAGUGUAAACAAAAGUGGGACCAAAUAUCUCCUUCUAAUGUGAUGGUAGUGUUUACAUGUGAUGUUUUCUGUCUGUAGCUGAAGGGCUCUGAGUUUAGUUUUCUAUGCCACAUCGUUUCCUGAUCAUAUUUGUUUGUACAACUCAUGCUUAGCUUGGUAAGCAUUAUUUUACAGUUUCCUCUUGUGUAAUCUUUUUCACAACAUAAAAGUGUAAAAUUUAAGCUGACAUGAGGAGCAUUUCUUUCUCACUUUAACUUUUAUUUGCAUUAAACUGUGGUUUUUACCACUGUAAACAAAGCA
This is a messenger RNA of Carassius auratus (goldfish), 2026 nucleotides long. Its product is annotated as minor histocompatibility antigen H13-like. Bases 161 to 1273 code for a protein of 370 amino acids. The record is from RefSeq and is a predicted model, not a curated record. Gene Ontology annotation, cellular component: lumenal side of endoplasmic reticulum membrane; cytoplasmic side of endoplasmic reticulum membrane; membrane. Lineage: Eukaryota; Metazoa; Chordata; Actinopteri; Cypriniformes; Cyprinidae. Gene Ontology annotation, biological process: membrane protein proteolysis. The transcript is spliced from 12 exons. Gene Ontology annotation, molecular function: aspartic endopeptidase activity, intramembrane cleaving.